AUGAACAUCUUUACUAAGGUCCCAGGAUUUGCCCAACAAACCAGGUAUGUCGUGAGCCGGGGCCCGCAGCCCCCCCCGUUCAGGUGUGGAGGCGAGGAGGAGGGCGGCUCGUUGGCUGGACGUCCCACCUCCAGGAUGUCUCCAUGCAAGCUGGGGUCUGUGCUCCAACGUGCCUUCUACGGGUCCAGUGGGAGGGUGACCCUUUUCGAGCAGAGGAACUUCGCCGGCAGACGGCUGGACCUGACGUCCGACUGCCAGAAAAUCAGUGACAAGAACUUCCCCGAGAGAUGCAACUCUGUGCAGGUGGAGAGUGGGGCAUGGGUCGGGUUCGAGCAUGAGAACUACCGGGGCCGUCAGUACCUGUGGGACAUGUGUGACCGAGGAGAGUACAACUGCUACGACAGGUGGUGCGCCCAGGUGGACCACAUCUCCUCCGUCCGCGCUGUCAAACAGGACAACUCCGCUCCCCGAGCCCAGCUGUUUGAGCGCGCCGGCUUCUCCGGGAAGAAGACGGAGAUCCAGGACGACAUUCCUAACCUGAUGAGCCGUUACAGCCUCAACCGAGCCGCCUCCAUCCGGGUCCUGGGAGGAUCGUGGGUGGUGUACCAGGAGCCCAACUACAGAGGUCCUCAUUACGUCCUGGAGAAGCGCGACUACAACAACUCGUCUGAAUGGGGCAGCCAGAGCAGCACCGUGGGCUCCAUGCGCCGAGUCCGCUUCAGCUGA
This is a messenger RNA of Myripristis murdjan (pinecone soldierfish), 726 nucleotides long. It is a transcript of the gene crybgx, whose product is annotated as crystallin beta gamma X. Gene Ontology annotation, biological process: lens development in camera-type eye; visual perception. Bases 1 to 726 code for a protein of 241 amino acids. NCBI's taxonomy places the organism in Eukaryota, Metazoa, Chordata, Actinopteri, Holocentriformes, Holocentridae. The transcript has 6 exons. Gene Ontology annotation, molecular function: structural constituent of eye lens. The record is from RefSeq and is a predicted model, not a curated record.